This is a messenger RNA of Laccaria bicolor S238N-H82, 1095 nucleotides long. Its product is annotated as glutamine amidotransferase. Bases 1 to 1095 code for a protein of 364 amino acids. The transcript is spliced from 11 exons. The record is from RefSeq and is a predicted model, not a curated record. Lineage: Eukaryota; Fungi; Basidiomycota; Agaricomycetes; Agaricales; Hydnangiaceae.
AUGUGUCGCUUCGUGAUUUACAAAGGGACUUCGCCAGUUCAACUCUCCCAUCUGUUGACUCGACCAUGCCACUCUAUCAUCAACCAAGCAUUCGACUCGCGACUGCGCCUCGAUCGACGGAGGCCCAUGAAUGGCGAUGGCUUUGGGGUUGGCUGGUAUGACUCGGUUUACGACGAAGAACUUGGCAGUCAACCCUGCAUAUUCACUUCCGUGACGCCGGCUUGGAAUAAUAUCAACCUUACGCGUCUCGCGGAGAAAAUUAAAUCUCCUUUGGUUUUUGGUCACGUUCGAGCCACUACAGCUGGUUCAUUGUCUCUUGACAACUGCCAUCCGUUUGUUCAUGGGAAAUUGAUGUUCAUGCACAACGGUGCACUCGCUGACUUCCCCUUGUUCAAACGGCGCUUGUUGUCCGAUCUUCCAGAUGUUGCUUUUAACAUGGUUCAGGGCAAUACAGAUUCGGAAUGGGCUUUCGCCCUAUUACUUUCCAAGUUGCCUGACCCUGAUGCAAAGUCUUUCACUUCAGACAUUUUGCGAAAAGCAAUGCUUGAAACAAUCGCGACGUUGAAUACUUAUGCUGAAGAAUGUGGUAUCACCGAGCCGAGCCUGAUGAAUUUCUGCGUCACAGACGGAGAAAGUGUGGUGGUGACGAGGUAUAUCUCGUCGAGAAAGGACGAAGCGGCUUCUCUGUGGUUCUCGUCCGGCACAGAAUUCAGUGAAUAUGCAGAGGGAGGUCACUACCGGAUGUCCAAGGCCGAUAAGCGUGAAAGUAUCAUUAUGAUCGCUAGUGAGCCACUGACGUUUGAAAGAGGUAAAGCUCUCAAUAGCACUCCGUCCACUUUAUUCACCCACUCGCCAGCUGACUGGAUGGAGAUCAAGACAAAUCAUAUGGUGGUUAUCACGUCAAAAAUGAACCUCCUCCAGAUCCCGAUCAUAGAUAAAUUCUACGUGCCCCCAUCCGAUCCGGCUGCUCUGACCCGAGCCACAGAGUUUGCUCAAGAAAAAGGCUUGCUUAAUCCACGUAAAAGCCUCUCUGUCGAGCAGCCUCCUCCUCCCGUUAUCGGUAGACGAGCCACUACCGAAAGUCGUUGCUGUUAA